Messenger RNA from Dentiscutata erythropus, 828 nucleotides. NCBI's taxonomy places the organism in Eukaryota, Fungi, Glomeromycota, Glomeromycetes, Diversisporales, Gigasporaceae. The record is from the annotation of a GenBank genome assembly.
AUGAAGUUAAGUAAAUUGUUUAAAAAAAAAAAAGACGUAGCAAUAGUUCUAGUUAAAACCACUACAGUAUUUAGUCAGGUGACAGAACCAAAUUUUACGCAAUUUUCACAAGAAUUAAACCUUUCAGCAAAAGCUUUAAAUAAUAUUUAUCAAACCCGAUAUACAAUAGAAGAGGAGUUUCUUGAAGACCGUAUUAAUGAUAUUAUUGAGGAAGGGAAAGUUUUUCGUAAAUUAACCCAGCAAAGUAUUCCCAUAUAUGAGAAGAUAGUCUCGUUUUGCUCAAAGAUUAUAAAACUUGUCUUAAGCCUUUCAAAGGAAAAUAUGAGAGGUACAAUAUUUAUUGAAAAAUCAAUGAAAUUAUUACGAGAUCAUGAAAAAAGAAUUCAAAAAGACCGUGAAGAAAUAAGACAUAGUGAAAAAUGUAUUGCAACAGUGAUAGAGCAGGCUGGCAAGAAAGAUCCUUAUGAGCUUGUAGGAAAUAUAACAGCAGCGAUAGCAACUGCAGCUGCAAUUGGUGGUUUGAUUAGUGGUAGCCUUUUUGUAUUCAUUGCUAGAGAGAAAGAUACAAGCAUCAGUAGUUUCUCACAAAAUAUUCUUAAUCAACUAGAAUACAUUGUAAAUGUUAUUAAUAAUUUUGAUAAUUUUUGGGAUAUUCAAAUUAAAGAAAUUACAGAUUCAAUCAGAAAAUUUGAGGACAUAAAAAAUGAUCAUGGAAUUAGAUAUGAUCAAGACAAGGCAGAAGAAGUUAUAGAUAAAUGGAAAAAAAUUAUAGAAGAAUAUGCUUAUUAUAUAGCAACUCUCAAAGGAUUGGGGCUAGCCUUAUAUUAA